Ixodes scapularis (black-legged tick) is the source of this 4029-nucleotide messenger RNA. Its product is annotated as mucin-5AC. Bases 83 to 3691 code for a protein of 1202 amino acids. The transcript has 10 exons. Lineage: Eukaryota; Metazoa; Arthropoda; Arachnida; Ixodida; Ixodidae. The record is from RefSeq and is a predicted model, not a curated record.
AUCACAAAAUUUCAGUAUGGAGACUGCUGUCUUUGGCCCUAAAUUUCUCCCGUGGAGCGUGGAGCGCAAGAUGCUUUGAAACAUGUUCAGUGCCGAUAUUAACCGGUGUUGUAUUUUUGGUGUGUGUGUGCUGUGCGUCGUUUACUUCCUGGAUUUACUGACAGUCUACGUAGCUAGUUUUGUCGUGAUUUUUGUGGCCGUAACGAAUUACUACCUCCACCAGCGCGAGGAGAACUCUCGCCAUCGUCUUCGGAUACUAGGCUUAAUAAAGCAUGACAAACGUGAGCGGAAAAGUAAAACGGAGCAUAAUUCCUCCCGGCGUCUCGUCACCGAGGGCAGUGCGACUCGUAGAUCGACGAGCACCUCGCGGACCUUAGACAGCUCAUACGAUUACGUGCGCAUAGUGCCCGGGAAUAAAUUUGAAACGUCGAGUGAGUCGCGAAGUGAAGUGAAGGACGACGACUGCAGCUUCGCGAGCCUCAUGUCACCCGUCAAAAACGCCUAUUUCGACCGAUCGUGCCAAAGUAGCUUCACGUCGGACCAUGCGAGAAAAUCGCAGUUGGAUUGGGCGCCUCCGACCACCCGCCGGUAUCCCAUUCAGCAGGAGAGGUACUCUGUGGGCAGUUACCCCACGAUCUGCCUCACCAAAUCACCACUGCCCGUCGCAAGGCCUUUCACGUCUCCCGAGGUGAUCGCGCCGGUUAAGGUCAAGAUCCUCCCGCUGGCCUCGUCGCCUAGACUGACCAGCUCAUUCAGCCAGCAGCGGACCACUUGUGGGGACAUCGACAAGCAGGAUCCAUGCUCCACAGAGAGUGUCAUACAGGCUCUCAAGGAGAGAAGGAAACGGGCAGCGGCCGCAGCCUACAGGGACAGCCUGGAGGCAGCGGAGCUGGGGAUGCCUGCCCACAGCAGCAAGCGUUCCCGGAGGGACAGCGUGUGCGCCAUGGGCCCUCCGAUGCCCUCGUUCAUGCCCGUGGCCACCUCCGUGGGAGGUCUGGGGCCCCCCUUCCACGCCCCCUCCUCGCCCAAGAGGGCCGUGGAGGGGGCCUUCAAGAGGGCCCGGCUCCCGUCGACGGCGGGGGCUUCUUUGUCUAAGCGGCAGCGCAACAACGCCAUCUCCAUGUCGUACUGCUCCAGCAAGGCCGUGCUCGAGACAAGCCAGUUACAGAAAAGAAAAGCUGCCGCAGCUGCAAGGGACACACCUCCACGCUCUAAGCUCGCUAGGAACGAGGACAGGUCUUCGGAUGCUGACAGCACAGCCGAGAAGGCGGAGGACAGUGCAGGGGAGGGUGCCCUCUCCAUCCCAGCCGAUCGGUCAACACCUGACACCUCCAAAAGCGAUGGACGAACCUCUGGGCCAAGACGAGACGCCUUGCCUUCUGACCAGAGCGUGCGGAAAAAGAGGCUGGUGUUUCCCGAACAUGUGGCCACACUCGAGGAACAUGAGAGCGACCGCGCCAGGGAUCGGCAGCGCCUGAACAAGAUGCUGGGAAGCGUUCGGGACGUCUAUCAAUCCAGCCAGGGACAAGCUGCCGUGAUUAGCUCCCAAGCGAAUGCGGGAAACAGCAUAGGAGCCACCACCUCCUUCAGCCUUCCAGCAUUCUCCAUUGCCAGCACCACCACCAGUGUCACUACCGGUCAAGAGUCGACGAAGGCGGUGUCGGUCAUAAGCAGUCCCCUGAUGAGCGUGUCGUCCGCACCAAGCACCAAGCAGUUGGGCGUGACUCUUGCUGAAAAGACAUCUCCAGAAGGAGAUGCGGCCGCCGCGGCAACGUCUAGCACGACACAACCACAGCUUCUGAAGGUGCCUUCAACAACAGAAGCCCCCAAGACAAAUCCGCUCCUCGGCUCUCCUCUGAGUAUCAUCACCACCAGUGUGACGGCGGCACUGCUCAAGCUGCCGGCAUCGGUACCCAUCCUUGCCACCGGCACCGCGACAAACCCACUUUUAAGAGGCCUUUCGGCGCCGACAGCGUCGUCACCGUCACACACGCCUGCAAAACUGGAACUGCCAGCACCCAUUACGAGUUUCGCACCGGCCGCCAGUUUCGACAGCAGCUCAAACCCCCUCCUUUCCAAGGCCAGUUCGCAUGGCAGACUCGACGCGACGGCGACUGCGGCAACGUCGAUUGCAACAUUUGGAGUCCCGACGUUCAAGGUGAACGGACCGAGCACUGCGGAGAUUGGCACCAGUUUCAGCUCCUUCCCGAGCUCGUCUCUUGCCCCCGGUGCCACAGGUUCAUCUCCCUUUAAGCUCGGUGCACCUUCCAUGCCCAUGACCACUACCGUAGCGGCGACCACUGCCGCCUCAUCCAUAUCGUUACCCAGCUUUCGACCACCCGUGCAGACCCCCGGUCUGCCGAUGUUGCCGGCUGCAACUGCCACCACGUUGCAACAGAGCGGCGGCAGUGGCUUCGCCUUCGGCGGCAGUCUCGCCACCUCGACCGCUCCGGUGGCUCUUUCGUUCGGUCCCGCCGCAAGCUCGAGCAGCGGUACCGCUCCGUUCAAGUUUGGGGCCCCACCGACCCAGUCCGUGCCCGGUGCGACCCGGCAGCCGCCAGUGCCUACCCUUAGCACCGCAACUGCACCGUCUGCUUCGUCGCCGUUCGCUUUUGGAACUCCACCCACGACUACAAAAGCCGAGCCCAUUGCGGCACUGUUUGCGUUCGGGAAGUCAUCUGCGUCGUCUCCGGCAAAUACUCGGCCGUCCUUCGGCGUGCCCACCGCGGCCUCGUUUGUGCUGGGGUCGAGCCUCACUUCGUUCCAGCCGCCGCCGCCGACACCGCUCUUUCCAAGUGCGUCGAGUGUGAGCCGGCCUUCGGACAGUACCGCCCCAACGGCUUCCCAAAGUGGCAUCCAAUUUGGGGCACCUGUGGCGAGCCAGCCUUCGAGUGGCGCCACCACGACGGCAUCUCAAGUCUGCUUUCAGUUCGGAACGCAAUCAACGAGCGCCAGCCAACCGUCCGGUGGCACCGCCGCAACAGUGUCGCAGGUCGGCUUCCAGUUUGGGACGCGAGCUACGAGUGCCAGCCAACCUUCGAGUGGCACCACCACGACAGCUUCCCAAAGUGGCUUUCACUUCGGGACGCAAGCAACGAGCGCUAGCCAAGCUUCCAGUGGCGCCACCACGACAGCUUCCCAGAGCGGCUUCCAGUUCGGGACGCAAGCAACGAGCGCUAGCCAACCUUCGAGUGGUGCCACCGUGCCAGGUUCCCAAGGCGGCUUCCAGUUCGGGACGCACGCGACACGCGCGAACCAACCUUCGGGUGGCGCCGCCGGCUUAGCGCGGUCCCAAGGCGGUUUCCAGUUCGGGACACACGCGUCGACUCCGAGCCAACCUCUGAGCGGCGCCACCACGGCGACAUCCCAAGGCGGAUUCCAGUUUGGGGCGCAGCAGCCGGGCUUCGGCUUCGCUGCUACAAACGGACUCGCAAACGGAGUCUCCUCGAGCGGCGCCAAAUCACAGUCGACGGGCGUGUUCAAGUUUGGCGGAAGCGUCGCCCCCCCGGUCGGUGCACCGCCGUCGUUCAACUUCGUGGCUUCACAGUGCGGCCCCAGCCUCGCUUCGAACCCGGCCUUCAAUUUCGGUGCCCAGGUAGCAAACAGCAGCCUCUUCUCAAUAGGAACAGCUGCCUCCCACAGUGAGCGGACAUUGGCCCGCCCUCGCAGCAAGAGGAUAACCAAGAAGUGAUUGGCCCCAUCACCACAAGCAUCAACAAUGGCGGAGGGGAGUCCCCCCUUCCCUCAACUCAUCUGUACAAAAGACCAUUUGUUGUCACUCGAUAUAAUUUUCAAAUUAAACUGCCAGGUUGUAAUUAUACUGCAAGCGGAAUGGUGGCACAAAUCUUUUUUUUCUUUUUAGGUAGGACAACAUUGACUGCAGCACUGUUCUUGCCUUUGGGAGAGUUUAUGAUGAAUGCAUUUGUUCUGAACCUGUACAUAGUAGCAUGCAGUUUUUAAACGACUUUCUUUUUCGUCCCGUUCUCGAAAAUAAAGAGGCAAAAAGAUUGUACCAAAUAAUUGUUUUAA